This is a messenger RNA of Diospyros lotus (date-plum), 2625 nucleotides long. Its product is annotated as LEAF RUST 10 DISEASE-RESISTANCE LOCUS RECEPTOR-LIKE PROTEIN KINASE-like 2.4. Gene Ontology annotation, biological process: protein phosphorylation. The transcript has 5 exons. Bases 368 to 2380 code for a protein of 670 amino acids. Gene Ontology annotation, molecular function: ATP binding; protein kinase activity; polysaccharide binding. NCBI's taxonomy places the organism in Eukaryota, Viridiplantae, Streptophyta, Magnoliopsida, Ericales, Ebenaceae. The record is from RefSeq and is a predicted model, not a curated record.
GAACAUUUUAAUUUUCAGUCGUUUUCUGGCAAUUAAAAGCGAUCACAAGUAUCGAACUUCAAUUGCCAAUUGCCAAUUGCGUGCAAGAACCGGCCGCCUCCCGCCUGUCAAUGGAGACUUUUGCCACUUUGGACCAAGUCCUCCUCCUCUGUUAUGUCUUUAAUCUCUUCUUCCAUCCCUGUCCAAUAAGCUUCUCUUCAGUCAUCCCUUCCCUUCGCUUCAAAACCUCCACAAUUUCUACGGACUUUCCCAUAGAGCAAAGGCCUCCUUCCCAUCUCGCUGCUGUUGUAUGAUCGCAACUGAUGGAAUAAACUAAAAGCAUAAACAAAAAGGACUGGCUCUUCUUCUUCUUCUUCUUCAUCCGAAGAUGAAUUCCCACCUCUUCCAAAGCUCUUAUCUUGCCUUACUGAUGAUUCUCCUCUCCGUCCAUUUUCCGUCGUCAUCUUUGGCUGCCGAUGAUGAAAAUUUUAAAACCUGCAGCCAGCCCUUUCCGUGUGCAAAUUUCAAGGAAGUAAGAUAUCCUUUCUGGGGAGGUAACAGGCAAGGGUUCUGCGGCCACCCCGGUUUUGAGCUGAAUUGCGGAGGCGAAGCCCCUAUUCUCACAAUUGAGUCCAGAUCAUACCGAGUUCUCGCCAUAAAUGACUCGUCGCCAGACUCGCCGCCCUUUCUCCAAGUCGCUAGGGACGAAUUCUAUGAGACUAAUUGCCCACAAUACCUCUACAACGCUACCCUGGACACCAAUUAUUUCGACUAUGCCGCGGACACAGAAGACCUGAUGCUCUACUAUGGCUGCCAGGCAUUUCUUGGUGCUGCGGCAUUAUCCAACAAGUUCAAUUGCACCGUCAACGACAGCACCACUCCUAUCUCCAGUUUCUUUUUUCUGCCCGGCUUGACAAUAAGCAGCUCUUGCAAUACCAGCGUUAAUGUGCGGGUUAAUCAAAUAGAGGCUCGGAGCCUAACCGACAUUUCAAAAUUAAGACAAGUUCUUGAGAGGGGUUUUGGGCUGCAGUGGGAAGCCAACAACACACGCUGUAGGGAGUGUGUCCGAAAAAGUGGGGCAUGUGGAUGGAAUUCUACAAAUGGUUCAUUUGUUUGCUAUUCUGGCCCAACUGGGAAUGAAAAUCGAUCAUCAUCCGGUGAGAGGACUAUAGUAGUUCUGGUAGUCACAAUAACAGCUGCGAUCCUCGUGAUAAUAAUAUUUAUUUACUUGAUCAGAAGACGUCGCAUGUCAUUGAUUGGCAUGCUGGGCUUAUGGAAGAAGGAAAGACUAGAUGAUCAAAACGUUAAUGUAUUUUUGAGGCAUUACGGGUCUCUUGCUCCAAUGCAAUACAGGUAUUCAGACAUUGCUAAGAUGACCAACUCAUUCAAAGACAAAAUUGGCCAAGGAGGGUAUGGCACUGUCUACAAAGGAAAACUAAAUGACAGUCGUCUUGUGGCUGUGAAAGUCCUAAGUAAGACCACAGGAAAUGGAGAGGAAUUCAUUAAUGAAGUAGCUAGCAUCAGCAGAACUUCUCAUGUCAAUGUAGUCGCUCUUCUGGGAUUCUGUUUUGAGAGGAAGAGAAGAGCUCUAGUAUAUGAAUUCGUGGCUAAUGGAUCCUUGGACAAAUUCAUUCACAACGAUGAAUCUAAGAGUACAAACUGUCACCUGGAAUGGAGAACAAUGUACCAAAUUGCAGUUGGUAUUGCACGAGGGUUAGAGUACUUGCACAGAGGUUGUAGCACAAGGAUAGUUCAUUUUGAUAUAAAACCUCACAACGUUCUUCUAGACGAAGAUUUCUGCCCCAAAAUAUCUGAUUUUGGUCUUGCUAAACUGUGUCAAAGAAAACAAAGUAUUAUGUCAAUGCUAGGUACAAGAGGCACCAUUGGAUAUAUUGCUCCGGAAUUAUUCUCUAGAGCCUUUGGAGGAGUCUCUCAUAAAUCAGAUGUCUACAGCUAUGGAAUGCUGAUUCUUGAAAUGAGUGGAGCAACUCAGAAAAUUGAAGUAGCCCAAACAAGCGAAAAAUAUUUUCCACUCUGGAUUUAUGAGCAUCUUGAACAUGGUAAGGAUCUAAGGCUCCAAAGAAUCACAUCUGCAGAAGAUGAAGACACAGCAAGGAAGAUGAUCUUGGUGGGUUUGUGGUGCAUCCAGACCAAUCCAUCAGACCGGCCAGCAAUGAGUAAGGUGCUGGAGAUGUUGGAAGGAAACAUUCAAUCCUUGCAAAUUCCACCCAAGCCUUUCAUAUCUUCUCCUGCAAGGUCUGCACCCUACAGCCAAGACUCUUCCAUGUCAUCACCCACAAUGAAUCAUGUGGUAGAGGUCCCAGAAGGAAGGCUUCAAUCUAUGCCUAUCCCACCCAAGCCUCUAAGCUUUGCCCCUUCAAGGCCUCACCAGACGUCCUGAGACUACUUCCAAGACAGUAUCAAAAAUUUUUUGGAAGAAAAAUAGAAGCUUCUUUCUCUGAGCAGAAGAGUUUCACCGAGCUGCUUCAGUAACAUUUAAAUCCUAUUUUUACUUGUUUCUUUGGCUUCUAAAUGAACCAAUCUCAUGGUCCAGGCACAAUGAUUGCUCCAGAGAACUAAUGCCUAAUUCAUUCUGAUAAUAUCCUAUGUAGUUGACAAAUCAAUUAAGAAAUGCAAGUUGUACUG